This is a messenger RNA of Talaromyces proteolyticus, 1278 nucleotides long. Its product is annotated as 14-3-3 domain-containing protein. Lineage: Eukaryota; Fungi; Ascomycota; Eurotiomycetes; Eurotiales; Trichocomaceae. Gene Ontology annotation, biological process: signal transduction. The record is from RefSeq and is a predicted model, not a curated record. The transcript has 9 exons. The coding region runs from base 363 to 1187 and encodes 274 amino acids. Gene Ontology annotation, cellular component: cytoplasm.
AAUGACGAUAUCCAUCUGCACGUGACACGACGCCACGAUUCAACCAUCAGCAUCAUAGUAUUAUGGUAAUAUAGGAAGGAAUCUUCAGAAGAGUAAUGUUUGAGGCCUCAAAUAAUAAUAUUACUGACUGGAGCUAGGCCUAAUCGAUGACUCCCGCAUCGCCAGUCAACCAACUCACUUAGCCUUUUGACCAAGUCAAACAGCCUAGUUGGAAGAUCGCGGUUUGCCUCGUGAAUUUUCUCCAUCUUUUUCCUACUUCACCAUCAACAUCCCCAGGUCGCCUCGACUUCCUUCCGUCACCUCCCCAAUUCACCCCUUCUGUCCUACCAUCCUCCCACCCUGCUGCUUACUACUCUUCCACCAUGACUACUGAGCGUGAAAGCAAGACUUUUCUCGCGAGGCUGUGCGAGCAGGCCGAGCGCUAUGACGAAAUGGUCACAUACAUGAAGGAGGUUGCCAACCUUAGCGGUGAACUCUCCGUUGACGAGCGCAAUCUCCUCUCCGUCGCCUACAAGAACGUCGUGGGCACCCGCCGUGCCUCCUGGAGAAUUAUCUCAUCUAUCGAACAAAAGGAGGAAUCCAAGGGCUCCGAAGAGCACGUCACUAUCAUCAGAGAUUACCGCCAAAAGAUCGAAACCGAGCUCGAGAAGGUCUGCCAGGAUGUGCUUGACGUUCUCGACCAGUCCCUUAUCCCCAAGGCCGAGUCAGGUGAAUCCAAAGUUUUCUACCACAAGAUGAAGGGUGACUACCAUCGUUAUCUCGCCGAGUUUGCUUCUGGCAACAAGCGCAAGGUUGCCGCCACCGCAGCCCACGAAGCUUACAAGAACGCUACCGAUGUCGCACAGACCGAGCUCACACCUACCCACCCCAUCCGUCUCGGUCUUGCUCUGAACUUCUCGGUCUUUUACUACGAGAUCUUGAACUCCCCAGACCGUGCUUGCCAUCUCGCUAAACAGGCCUUUGAUGACGCCAUCGCCGAGCUUGACUCGCUUUCCGAGGAGUCCUACCGCGACAGCACCCUCAUCAUGCAGUUAUUGCGUGACAACCUCACUCUCUGGACCUCCUCCGAGGGCGGUGAAGUUGAGAACCCCGAGGCCAAGGAGGACAAGCCAACUGAUACUGAGGGCGAAGCUGCUGCUCCUGCCGAGGACAAGCCCGAGGAAGCCUCUGCGCCAGCUGAGUCAUAAACACAUUGGCUUGCUUUUAGUGCGCGUCAAUAUCUCACAUUGCAACCAGCUUUGAGAUAAUGACUUGGUGUUAGCUCCGGCGGGUUUACUA